This is a messenger RNA of Drosophila persimilis, 607 nucleotides long. RefSeq names its product protein Turandot X-like. Lineage: Eukaryota; Metazoa; Arthropoda; Insecta; Diptera; Drosophilidae. The transcript is spliced from 2 exons. The coding region runs from base 55 to 531 and encodes 158 amino acids. Gene Ontology annotation, biological process: immune system process. The record is from RefSeq and is a predicted model, not a curated record.
UUGGUGACGACCAGUAUACUUCGGAUCGCAAACAGAGUCUCUUAGAUCCGAGCCAUGGGCCAUUUGAUACGUUGGAGCUGUCUUCUGAUCGUACUGGUAUGUUCUGGUACUCGAGGGGAUGAUGACCAAUACGGCACCGCUGGUCGCCAUUUGUUGGCGAUCUACUCAAAUCCAGAUGUCAAUCGAGCCACAAAGGAAAGGAAUCUUCGAGAGAUGGCACAGUUCUAUGACGCAUAUCAAGAUCAAAUCGGCUUAACCUCGGAGGAAAGGCUACGUGCUGAAGAACUGCGAAAGCGAUACACUGAGGCCAUCCAAACUGGCGUCUUGGCGGAGGGUGAAACUUCUCGGGAGGGCACCAUUGGACCCAUUGUUGCCAAGUACAUUGUCGAGGGUGUUGUGGAUCUGGCGAAAGUCGUUGAAAGUCAUAGAAGUUCAUCAGCAAAGGGAAUCGAGAUAAAUCGUAUAAUUACAAUUAUUGGAUUUAUUUUUUGCCUUUUUUCUAGCGGUAUGUUCAGGUCAAAGUAUUUUUAGAUUUUUUGUUUCUUUAAUACAUUUUGUAUAAUAUAUAUACCUAUAUCAAUCAUUAAGCGAAACACAAAGAACUACA